Messenger RNA from Mya arenaria, 5372 nucleotides. RefSeq names its product zinc finger protein 423-like. Bases 274 to 5163 code for a protein of 1629 amino acids. Gene Ontology annotation, cellular component: nucleus. NCBI's taxonomy places the organism in Eukaryota, Metazoa, Mollusca, Bivalvia, Myida, Myidae. Gene Ontology annotation, biological process: regulation of transcription by RNA polymerase II. The transcript is spliced from 15 exons. The record is from RefSeq and is a predicted model, not a curated record. Gene Ontology annotation, molecular function: RNA polymerase II transcription regulatory region sequence-specific DNA binding; DNA-binding transcription factor activity, RNA polymerase II-specific.
CUAGAUAGAAUAGCGCAGAUACGCAGGAGCGCCCUAGCAGACGAGACCAGGGAACGCACCAUACGACUACUGACUGCCGCGCGUGACGGUCGAUUCCCGCGCUUUUGGACAUUUAAAGAUUGAACAUGAUAAAGUCAGUAUGCUAUGACAGUUACACAGUGACAGAUAUUUCAAACGCGUUUUGAAGCAAUAAUUUUGAUACUAAUUUGAUUGAAAAAGUGAAAUUGAUGUGAAUGGAAUAUUCUUAAUUGAUAUCUAAGAAAGGAGUGAAAUAUGUCGCGAAGGAAGCAGGCACGACCACGGCUGAUUAAACGGGAAGAUGAGGAGGAGGAGGCGGGCGGAGGCGCCGUGGCCUUGGAAGACCAGCAGCCAGUGAACAAGAAACCGAAGCUCUCCGAGUCGAGCGGACCCGAUGACGUCACAGAGGCGACCGGAAGUAAAGAGACGGAGGAGACAGAGACGGCUGAGAAGUUCCGAUGUGAGACAUGUGGCGCCACCUUCAGUCAUCUCUCCCGCUUCAUGGACCACAAGAACUCGCAGUGUGAGCCUUGUGCAGCGAAUGGCCAGGGUGGCGGACUGGUGCGGAGCGACACCCCGUCGUCCAUUGACUCCCUGGGAUCCACUUCCGGUCCUUCAGAUUCCCCACUUCCUGAUAUGGAUCCCGAACAGGUGCCGCACGGUACAGGAGUGAGCGAGGCGUACCCGGUGGGCUGCCAGUGGUGUGAAAAGGCGUUCGCCUCCCAGGCCCUGUUACACGUGCACGAAAGGGUUCAUAAAGAUGAGCUCCCUCAUAGCUGUACCCGGUGUGCGCGCGUUUUCAAGAGCAAGCGAGCACGUGACAGGCACGUGAAAUUCCAUAACAGCGGGAAGACGUUCUCCUGCACCCGCUGUGAUUUCUUUUUUACCAAACCGGAAGCCCUGAAGGCGCAUAUGAAGACGCACGAGGCGCCCGAGGUCUAUCCAUGCCAGAUCUGCGACCUUGAGUAUCCGACCAUGGCCGCUCUAAUGUCGCACCAGAACGCCCACAAGCCUAAACCCGUGUAUACCCGCGACUUCCUAACCGGAAGUUACUGCCCGGAGUGCGGGGACGUUCUCUUUACAGACAAGGACAGGGAAACCCAUACGUGUCCAAGUUACGGCGGACGGCGGACGUUUCACUGCCAACAUUGUUCCGCUAUCUGCGUCGGUCCGACAGCGCUGGCGUUGCACACAGAGCAUGCGCAUUCUGCUUCCGGCACAGAGCAAAAUAAGUGUCCACUUUGUUUCAAAUGUUUUUUGACACUCGAUGAGCUUACAGUGCACAUGAAAGUUCAUGAUAGCCCGGUAUCCGAGCAAAACAGAGACUCUAUGUUGACGACGCCCGAUUAUCACGGCAUAGACUUUGGUGCAAGCAUACUUUCCAAGACAAACGGCAUGGGGCCUAAUGACAUUUUAAUAUGCCCAUACUGCUUUAGGGAUGACUUCGAUUCUUUGGAAGGGCUUGAAUUACACAUGCAGAGUGUCCACUCGGUAAAACCGACGGAAGUGUACACUUGUAAUUAUUGUAAUGCGCCGUACAAGAACUUGUACAGUUUGCACGAGCAUAUGCGCGCUAUUCACCAGAACCAACCGAGUAUGGGCAUCAAAUACCCGUGCAGUAGAUGUGGCAAAGAAUACCCGAGUAUUGAGUCGCUCCAGGAACACAAGAAACGCGUGCACUACAAACAGAAACCCACAGAAACCGUUUACACGUGCACCUUCUGUACGUUGAUUUUUGUUAGCGCGUCUGCCCUGAACGAGCACGUGAAAUCCUCCCAUGCCGAGCUCAGUAAGCAUGAGUUUGAAGAUAGGACAAAUGCAGUGAAAACUCCAAAGUUAACGCCGCCGGCGAGAUCGCCACGUCCACCAUCGGUUAUUCCAAUAUCAAAAGAAUCCCCGCCGCCGACGUAUUCCGACGUCCACACUAUAAUCAAUGUCCCCGAGCCGUCGCAGAUACUGCGUCAUCUUAGGUCCCCAUUGAAGACGUCGACCCCUUCCGGUACGAUCCACCAUGGCGGACCAUUCGAGGGGAGGCACAUGUCAUCACCACCCGCACGACCGUCUUCUAGUGGAUCAGGGGAGACAAUCAAGUGUGAACAAUGCACGGCAAGAUUUACGGACCCUGCCGCAUUCCAGAAACACAUUCAGCUGCACUUAGACUCUGCACUAGGGCAGUUUAGCUGCAGACAAUGUCAGAAGACGUUCCUCACAGAGGAGCAGCUUGAGCUGCACCUGUCGCUCCACUUCCUGUCGCUGAGGGCUGAGUUCCGGUGCAAGAGCUGCGACAAGGCGUUCUCCAAGCCGGACGAGCUCCAGAAACACCUACUUGAUAUCCACGCCCACCACAUGUACAAGUGCGCGCUCUGUGAGGAGGUGUACGACUCCAAGGUCAACAUUCAGGUUCACUUCGCCAUCAAGCACAGUGACGAAUGUAAACUAUACCGGUGCAUGGCAUGUGACGUUAUCUUCCGCUCGGAGGCGGACUGGCAUCUCCACUUGCGCGUCAAACAUCUGCACCUCGCCAAGCCGUACAGGUGUCUGUUCUGCAAGGAGUCAUUUUCGGGCGAGAUGGAGCUGCAGUGCCACCUGGCGACCCACAACAAGCCCUUCAAGUGCCCAAUGUGUGACGACACAUUCCUCGUGGAGUUCCUUCUCGACAAGCACCUGCAGCACGUGCACUCAGGCACCGGAAGUGUGGAUUCCCCGAAUGGGAAAAUGCUUGACGGCGCGGCGAAAAUUAAGGUAGAGAAGUCUGACGAUAUUAGUCAUCAGGAGACACGAGCGGCCUCUUUGCUCUUCAACGCGAGCCUCUCCCCUGCGAGUGGCAAGAAGACGUCAGGGACGCUUGUCGCCGGAAGUGCCACUCUCCUUGGCGACGACGGUCAUUACUUCCACAAAAUGGCUGGUAUCAGCUUCCUAGGGGACGGAAGUGGCCCUCUUUGUCCUGCCGGUCCUGGGACCCCAUCCAGCGCGGGGAGCGUUGGUAGCGCCGGGUCCCUUGUCUGGAAGAGCCCCGAAGACCUGUUCCGAUGUAACAUCUGUGACAUGAAGUUCAGCCAGCUUUCCGGUCUGCAGACCCAUAAAUUACAAGACCAUGGAUUAAAACUAGUGAGCGGAAGUAAGCACAGCCCGAGCCUCAGUCCGCACCAGUCUAAUCAUAGUAGCGGAGACGCUUUAGUAACAAGCGUCUACGGUGACAUUUUCAUGCAAACCGGGGAGUCGUCUGGUUCGGAGAACCAUACGUCACUACUCCAGAACGCGCUGACUUCAUCACUGGGCGUCUCGCUAAGUGGUUCUCCCGAGUCGUCAGGGGUGGAAAAUUCUUUUUCUGAGAAGCUGGUGUCCUCGUUUGGGGAGAAACUUUGUCUGGCAUGUCCGUUCUGCAGUCAGACGUUCAAAUGCAAAGCCGACCUUGAAAAGCAUAGUAAAAUCCAUCUGAACACAGGGUCGCAGAAGUGUAACAUUUGUGAUGAAGUUUUCACCUCUACCGGUGUUCUAGCCGAGCACAAGUUAACCCAUUGUAAAAUCCAACAAGGCAAUAUUUGUGUCGCCUGUAAGAUACCAAUCAAAAACGAAGAGCAAUUUUAUCUCCAUUCGCAAGAGCACGGUUUCCAAGGGGCGGUCAUGCAAUGUAUCGUCUGCCGGCAGACGCUGGCGUCCAUGUUGGAACUACAGAUGCACGGGAAACACCAUUUCCAGACGAAGGCGCCAUUUCACACGUGCUGUGUCUGCUUAAAUAGUUUCGACUCGGGUGAUAGUCUUAUCUCGAAGUUGAACAGUUCGGGACGAACGUAUUACGUCUGCAAGGCUUGUUAUAACGGAAGUGCGGGUGAAAACGUCUGUAAACAGUGCGGAGCUAAGUUUGGGUCACCUACCGCCUUGGACGUCCACAUGGCCACGCACCGGAAGUCAUACCAGUGCAUAAAGUGUCAAGACUCCUUCAGUAGCGAGCAAGAAAUACAGAUGCACGUGGCUACUCACAUGAUGACCGAGGGCAACGUGCACGAGUGUUUCCUUUGUUUUGUCGUGCUCGAUUCGCCCGCCAAGCUUCAGUGUCACCUGAUUGAGCACUCGUUUAAGGACUCCGAGUACCGCUGUACGGAAUGUUCUAGAAUGUUCAAGAGUGCGCAUGAUAUACAGGGCCACGCCUUAGAGCACGGAGUAGCUGGCCGGAAGUACGCUUGCUUCCAGUGUAGCCAGAAGUUCUUUUUCAGUGCGGAGCUGGAGAACCAUCAGUUUAUUCACCGCAAGGCUGAACUAACGGCAAAUGUGAAAAAUGAGCUGAGUCCGCAAUUAACGAUUCAUCCGCUCAGAGUACAAACACUUGAAGACAUGUCGAACUCGACUUCCUAUGAUUCGGUGUUCGCGUCUCUACCCCACCGCAAUCAGUCAGUGGACGCCGACCUACGCUGUUCAAAAUGUGACCGUACGUACGCGUCCAUCUAUGAUCUCGCGGACCACUACAAGGCGGCGCACGCGGGCGCAGACCGCAAGGCGUACGUGUGUCCGACUUGCUCGGAGUGUUUCCGGUCGGUCGGGCAGCUGCAGACGCACUUUUUGAAGCAUCACGGAAAGGGUGAGGGUUGCAGCGAUCGGGGGCGACAACUGCACGUGUGUCAUGACUGCGGCAAGGAGUGCUCAUCGGAACAUAACCUACUCUCACAUAUGAACACACAUAGGAAAGGUGAGCGUUUCUCGUGCUCUAAGUGUGGCCGGACGUUCUCUACAUCGGCGGGCCUCUCAGCGCACGUGGCCUCCAAGUGUCCCGGCGUCCCACACGAGUGUCCCAUCUGCCACGAUCGAUUCACCAAGAAAAGCCAGAAAAUGGAGCAUAUGAAGUCCCACAGUGGAGAUAAGGUGUACCCGUGCUCCACGUGCGGUCUGCUAUUUACCGACAGGGGGCGCCUAGAUGACCAUAUGGACCAGCACCGGAUGGAAAUGGAGGGGCGUGCACCCGGCGACGAAGAUGCGGGGCUGGAAUCCCGUAGCGGAACAAGUGAGGAAACACCGACGUCCGUCGGUCAGCAGAGCGACGAGGAGACCGGAAGUAAGGGCUCUUUCGACGGCGAGAAAGAUGGCGCCAUGAAACCUGAAGUGUCAAGCACGUGCUCGUUACCGGACGAAAGUUCCAACGACAAAGCUUAGUUACCGACACAGCCAUGUCGGGGGGUCGGGUAUUUGCCAUAGUUAACCAUGUUGCGUUUACCGGCGUUGUUUGAUUAUAUAGAUCUGCAUUUAUAAUAUUUGUGCCAUAUUUGAGCGGUGUUGGUUUACAGUUUAGACUUCUUUAACAUGCAUUCCAUUGUAUGAUUUGUGUGAUGUUAACUGUUGUUUGGAGAGAAAUAAACGCAUAA